This is a messenger RNA of Caretta caretta (loggerhead turtle), 1866 nucleotides long. The record is from RefSeq and is a predicted model, not a curated record. Lineage: Eukaryota; Metazoa; Chordata; Testudines; Cheloniidae.
UGGGGGGCUGCCGGUGGGUGCAUCUGGUACUGAAAAGGUUUAAGAUUACCCCUGAGUCCCGUCAGCUGAAGUACAGAAUUCUUAAAAUGUUUGACAGCGUCACUCAUGUCAAAUAUGUGCAUGACGUGUAAUGUUAUGGAAAAAAUGGAUAAGGGGGCAGGUGCUGAAGGUAACGAUGAAAACCUGUUCCAUCUGUUGGCACACGCACAGUUGUUGUGGACAGUCACUGAUGAGGGAAAAGUGGCCAUCCGUGACCAAAAGCCUUCCCCAGUUUCGGAGGCUGCAGACAUUGCUGAUGAGUCAAGGGCUCAUGGGGGCACAAACCCCAGGGGAAGGGAAAUCCUCUUGUUCCCCAGGUUAAGAAGAAGGAGGGUCUAGGAAUAAACCUAAUCCCAACUUUCUUAAACAACCUUAAGGGAGCUUGGAUUUUAAAACCCCUUGCCCUAAGGGGAGGCAGGCAGCCUGCCCUCACUGUCAGGCUCCUGGCCAUAUCAAACCAAAUUGCCCCAAACUUAAGGUCGCCCCACAAUCUGCACCCACAGCCUCCCCCCCAUGAGUCCCAAGGCUACCACUGUGAUCCCAGAGGAAAUUGUAAAGGAGGAGAAUGGCCUCAUAAACUAUAUUAGGACUGAGUCUUGGGAAGGUAGUGAAGAAUUUAAGAGUGCUGGAGUGAAUAGCACUGAAUGUUCAGGCUGGAGUGAUGUGGCAUCGCAAGUCACUUUGGUUAAGGAAAGUUUGGUAGGGGAAAAGGACAGACUUCCUGGCGAAAGUUGAAAUAUUCCAGCUUUGGAUGAAUUUUCUGUGAUUGUGCCCCUAGCUAACGUUCGCCCUGAGUGGGCAGAUUUUAAGGGGCUGUUAAUCGUAGGCAUCAGAAAUUUGCUGCCCGCUGAUGUUUUAAUUGGUAAUAACAUUUCAGCCAGGUCUAAGCAGCCUAAUAUCAUAACGCAACCAGAGAGAGUAUGGCUCUGAUUCUCCUGCUUUGGCUGUGGACAGCAGGGAAAGCGGCAAAGGGGGGAGAGGAGCAGGAGGGCGAUGGCUUCAACCCUAUGUCUGUUGAGAGUGGUAGUUUGGCUUCUGAGGAGGAAUUUGAGGAUUUUUGUGCAGUGCCAGAGUCUGCUCUAACCCUAGGUAAGGCUCAAAAGGAGUUUGUGAUUGCAGCAAGAUAGACCUAGUGUCUAGGGGGACUAUCUGGGACUCCGUUAUAAGACUAUUGUAGUACUUUGGUACUGUGCGGUCAUGGUCGUGGUCAUGACUCACUCCAGACAAAGGGGAAACAAGGUUGGGUUCUAAGAAUGACCAGAUUCAGCUUUCUGCAGAAAUUAAGUCAGAGUUCUCCAAACUCUGGGGAAAGGGUGAAUUGCACAUCUUCACGGGCAGGUUUAAAUUCCGCAGCUCUGUCCAAGGCUGUCAGUUCAUCCCAGCCAUCCAGGGAAACAGUCCAGGGCCAGAGCUCUCCAGCCGAGGAGAAACCUCCCAGAAUCAUGAACAGCCUGACCACAGCUCUUCUGGUGAUUUUCCUUCUAGGGCUUUCCCUUCAGCGCACCCAUGCAGCUCCACGAGGUAUCCCGGAAGACACAACCUGCUGCGCAAGCGUCACGAAGGGACCUAUUCGUUUUGUUAACCUGAGGAGUUUCUACAGGACCUCUCCGGGGUGUAGGAGACCUGCUGUGGUGUUUGUGACUCUCCACAACAGGGAAGUCUGUGCUGAUCCAGAGGCCAAGUGGGUACAAACUGCAAUCCAGCGCCUGAGGAAAAAGAAGUAACUUCAAACAGCUGCCCCUGUACUCCCAGGGGCCCGCUGGCCCUGCUCUAUUUAUGUAAAAUACCCGUGACUGUUAUAUAUAUUAAAUCUUUAGUUUUUUGGAA